ACCACUGAAGAAUAUGGAUAUUAAAGCAGCUUUCCAAAUGAGCAGUGCUCGAAAACGGAAAGCUUCAUCUCCAAAAUCGAGUGAAAUUGAUGCUAAGAAUAUAAAACUGUGUUGUAAGGAAACUGAAAUUGCUGAAAAUGAUCUUGAAAUUAAACCAGAAGUGUUGUUAGAAGCAGUUGAAAGUGCAGAGUGCAAAGAAAACAAAAAUUUAAAUGUAGCAAAGGAUGAAAUUUCAUCUAAUAUUAAUAAAAGUAAGUCAUCCAGUGGCAAUUCAACAAACUUACAACAUGUAAAAAGAUUUGAAAAUUUUAGAAACUCUGAUAGCUCAGAUGAUGUUGUCCUAGGUGAAGAUAAUGCUAAAACAGAAGGUGUUAAAUCUCUGGAGGUAUUUAAUUCAAACAGUAUAUCCACAAAAGAUGAAAUGGCAAAUGAGGAUGAUAAAGUUGAAAAUAAAUUAAAGACUGUUGUAGCUUGCAAACAUGAAGUUUCAAGUGCAUCUAUUUCUGUUGAAGUAAAGAAAGAGACUUCAAAUGAUGUAAAAUCAGAAAAAAGAAAGUUAGCAUUGAAAACAAAUAAUGAAAAUCCACAGAAUGUUAAUAACAGACAAGACGGCCCUGGUGAUUAUGCAAUAUGUGAUGGUAGUACUAGCACAGAUAAUGCUGACUCGUCUGAAGUUUUCAAUUCAAACAAUGUAUCCAUAGAUGAAGAAAUUUUAAAUCAUGAAGAUAAAACUGAAAAUGAAGUAGAAAUUGUGAAAGAAUGUGAAUCUGCAUUAACUCAUAUUGUUGAAGUGAAAGAAAAGUCUUCAAGUGCCGCAAAAGUAAAAAAGAGAAAAAGAAUGACACCUGAAGAAGCAAAGAAAAAAGCAGAAGAGAGAGAGCGAAAGCGAAUUGAACAACAAAUGAAAAGGGAAGAAUUAGAAGCAAAACGAAGAGAAAGACAGUUGGAGAAAGAAAAGAAAUUAAAAGAACGCGAAAUGCGUAAGCAAUUAGAAGAGCAAGAGAGAAAGGAGCGAGAAAGGUUAAAACAAGAAAAAAAAGAACAGGAGGAGAAAGAAAAGCUUCAGAAAUUGAAAGAGAAAGAAGAAAAAAAUAAAAUGCGACAGAUGAUGCUUGAGAUGAAACUUGAAGAGAAAAAGAAAAAAGAAGAAAUGAGACUAAAGCGGGAAGAAGAACUGAAAAAAGCAGAAGAGGAAAAAAGGAAAGCUAAGCUAGAAAAAGAACAAAAGGAAAAGGAGAAAAAUGAACGAGCUAAAGCUGUUUUUGCAAAAUUUUUUUUGAAAGGAGACAGCCAUUCUUCUCCGCCAGUUUCUCAGGCUUUAGGAAAAGAAGGUGCCUUUAAACCAUUUGAAGUUUCUGGUCAUAUGAUCCUUGCCCCUGUUGUUCCUCAAGCUGCUCAAGAACGUUUUGACAAAGACCGAUUAGAUCAUUUUCUGCAGUUCCAGGAUGGCAAAGAAUUAUAUCUUCAGAUUCUGAAAUCUGGGUCUUAUCAUGAUGUAAAACGUAGGAAGAGAGAAAGGAAGUUAAAAACUUGUGAAGCUGAUGUGAUUCUUGAUAAAAGUGAAGAAGCUAAUCUCACUAUGACUGCUAAAUUGCUUCAGUUCUCGGAAAAUGUUCGGCCCCCAUAUUGGGGAACAUGGAGAAAGAAAAGCAAGAAUGUCCGCGCACGUAAUCCUUUUGGUGAAGAUAGCUCUUUAGAUUACACUGUAGAUAGUGAUGAAGAAUGGGAUGAAGGGGGACCUGGUGAAAGUCUAUCAGGAACUGAAGCAGAAGAUGAAAGUGAAGAUGAUUAUGAAGUAGAUAAUGAUUUUUUUGUUCCUCAUGGAUACUUGUCUGCUGAAGAAGAAAAAGAGGAAGAUGAGGAGGUUGUAAAUGAUCCAGAAAAACAGAAAGCUCUUUUAAAAAUUAAACUUCAGGAAUUUGAAAUGGAAAGGAAAAAGAAAACAACGGAGCUGAAACCUAUUAUUCUAGGUUGUUUUAUUGAAAAUAAAUCAGUUGGUCAAGAUAAUGGCAUUUGCAAGUUUUUAGAACCUUAUGCAGCUGUAAUAAUAUCUGAUACUCCUAUUCCAACCACUUUCUCUGUAAAGCAAUCCGAGGCUGAAUUAAAGCUGCAGUCAAAUGCUUCAGAACGAACUAGUCCAAUAACUUCUAGCAGUGUCUCUUCUAAGAAGAAUGUACCUGUAGAAGCAAUGCCACAUCUGAUUCGGCUUGUGCAUGGGAAUACAAAAAAGCGUUCUACUCUUGUGCAAGAGUUCCAGGAUUAUUGGUCACAGUAUUCCAAUCAAAAUACUGCUGAUCAAAAGGUUGAGGGCAGUUUAAAUCAUUCAGAAUCUGCUGUGCCUGAUCCUAACACUGAUUGCGAAAUGAAAAAUCGGGAUGAAAUUUCUGAAGCACACAUAUUAAAUUCAAACAGAAUAUCCAAAGCCCAGUUAUCAAGAAUGAUAAGAAAUAUAGCUACUUAUGGAAAAUGCCUCAAUCCUCCUAUGAAGAAGUUUUGUUGGCAGGUGCAGGAUGAUAUUCGUGAAAAAUAUGGUUUAUUAGACUUGCCUGUUCCUAAUCAGUGGAAUUAUGCUUCAUGUGAAAAUGCUGGAGAAAUAUCUCCCGCUGGAAAGACAAAUAGUACAUCAAUUAAAGAAUUUUUAAUUUCAUGAUUAUUAGAGGUAUUUAUAACUUAGAAAAUUUCUCAUUACAUGAAUGUAUAUAUGACAGUUGUGUAUUGUGACUUUUCCCCUUCAUUUACUUAUAUUACCAUUCCUAGAAAUGCAGCAUACUCCAGGAUGCUGAAAAUUUGAAAAUGCUAUUUUUCAGUUCUUUAUUUUUUAUUUUGUGAGUGUAAAGAAUUAUCUUGUGUAUGCAUUGUUCUAGUUUUAAUUCAUAAUUUUAUUGAGUAAAAUAUUAAUAUUUGCUGUUGUUGUCAGAAAGCAAUAAUUUGAAUUUUUUUAUGUAUGUAUAUAUAUACAUUCAUAUACAUGCAUGGAUAUGCAUCAUAUCAUGUGCUUUAACAAGACUUAAUUCUUUUAUUUUCAUGAUGUGAAGCAGAUUGCUGACCUGUGGUUAAAUGAUCAGUAGAUUGUAGUCAACACUGAAAGGGAAUAAUUUAUUGCCUGUUUUACAUGUAUCUUUACUAAUUUAUUUCAUCUCAAAUGGAGAAUGUUGGUUAUCUGUGCUAUGUAUGAUUAUGGAUAUUAAAAGUAUAAUGAGAUGAUAGAAAUUAUUUUAUACAUAUCACUAUAUAUAUUAAUUAGCCUUGAUCAUUUUUCUAGUAUUGAUGUCAUUAUAUUUUAUGUGCCUCAUACCAGAUGUAAAAGUGACAUUAAUGUGAACAAUUAAAAACUAAAUAAUUGUUUUGACUUA
Messenger RNA from Stegodyphus dumicola, 3353 nucleotides. RefSeq lists its product as uncharacterized. Gene Ontology annotation, cellular component: nucleus; CAF-1 complex. Gene Ontology annotation, biological process: nucleosome assembly. NCBI's taxonomy places the organism in Eukaryota, Metazoa, Arthropoda, Arachnida, Araneae, Eresidae. The record is from RefSeq and is a predicted model, not a curated record.